AUGGUGCCGCACGAUAAAAAACCUAAUCUUCAAAACCGAAUGUCAUCUGGUAAUCGUGAGGCACCCUCGAACGGUUAUCGGGCUGUGAUUCGACCGUCAAAUCCCGUGAUUAAUGGUGAUGUUUGGCCCACCAGUCUAAACACCAGUGCAAACAGAAGUGGGACAACUAGCAACCGGGGACUGACAACGUAUCGAGCUAGUAGUUCACAAGCGAUUGCUCAAUCAAACAACACACGAUUUCGAGCCGGUUCCAUAGCUACAGAGCGUUUGAGUUCCCCAGAUCGAGGAAGUCCGAUCAUGCGUAUACGAUCCACAGAUUCGUUUCCCAACACGGAUCAGUUUCAAUCCAGAUGGUACGGAACCGUUGGCACACUGGGUUCCCGGGCACAUCGAAUGCCUCCAUGGAAUCAGCCGAUAAAAGCAGACCGAAUGGAAAGAUGGCGAAGAAAAAAGGAUUAUACUAGUCCUUAUGGGUAUGAGGAUUACGGUGGAGGUGGAGCGCUGGGCGAUAAUGGAGUUGGUCUUUUGAGUGGCACUGGUGUGGGGGUGCAAAUGGACAACACUGUCGGAACUGCAGACGACGAUGAUGUGGUAUUUUCCAAUUCAUUGGAAGAAUUGCAGAAAUCCUUAUUUGAUCAGUUGGAAAAAUUGCGCUCUUUGAAUGCGGUGUCUGGGAUGCACCAUCGUGGACAGCUGAACAAACUGGAGGAUGAGUGUAAAGAACGUGAAAUGAAAAUCACCGACAUCAAGGAAUCGGAUUCAGGGCAACCCGUGUCCAAUGGCAAAGAUGUAGCAGACGGACUGCCAACCAGUUCCUACGAGGGCAGUGAGACUCCGACAGAACAAAAAGGACUGAUUGAUGAACAGUGUGAGGCUUUAUACAAUUGCACUCAAUUGUUGACCGAGGCGCACGAAUCUCAGGACGCUGGUGCGAAAUACAUCGUGCGCGAUGUGUUUAAACGUGAGGGCUUGAUUGGCCAGCUGCUGGAACGUUUGGCUGAACCGGUCAGCGGAGACACUGUGAGCACGAAUGGCACAGUCACGAGCAGAUCGUAUGUGAGUACCUCGUCCUCGUAUGUGGCGAAGAAAACCAUGACAACCGAGACCAACAUGGCCGGGGACGGGGUUAAUGAGAACGUGGCCGUGGGCAGUAGNACAACCACAAUUAGCGGGAGCACCAGUAGUAGCAGCAGUAAUACGAGGAUGCUCGAAUCCUCGGCCACAACCACCAAAUCCUCGACUUCUGCAGCAACCGUCCGGGCUAACCAUCACAAAUCGGCUCUUAUCUCUGAGGCUGACAACCAGACCAGUACAGAUCAACCGGAUGGAGAAGCUACGGCCAAAACGGACGAGUCAGAGGAAUUUACCGAUCGACAAUUAGUCAUUCGUUCAGCCCAACUACUCAGUCAGAUUCUUUCCGAUGAGGAUCUAUACAGCCUUCUGUAUACGGAUGCAGAUCAACCUGAGGCGGGAGAUCAGCCGACAGGGGUGCAAAGGACAGAGGUGGCAGGCCACAGGCAACCGGAUCAGGUGGAUGCGACACCUGUCAACCUGUCCACCUUGGAUGAUCCUGAUCCGAACCGGUCAAACAGUCACGUCUCAGAUCGCCUGAGCUCGUUACUGCAGGGUGUCGUUCGUCAGAGUUGGAAACAUAGGCGAGAUGUGGACGUCUAUCGUGCGUACAUGGAAGUGAUUGAGCCUCUGCUGAAACACACGGAAUACAUUUGUCAAAGUGUGGUCGACUGCGGUGUCCUACAACUACUGGUUCACGCCUGUCGUUCGAACGAUGUGCCCACUCUGCGUCAGGCCGCCCUCAGUCUGGCUCACGUGGCCGUGUUCGGUGGCGCGAACAGUCAAAGCGAAAUGAUGCGUCAACACGCAGUCCAAUGGUUGUUCCGUCUCGCUUUCUAUCCGGACGAGGUGGUGCAGUAUUUUGCAUGUCUGGCCAGCGUAGUACUAUCGACUAAUCCAGAGUUGGCGGAUUCAGUCGUGGCCUCGGGGACACUGAAGCUUGUGCUUCCUUUCGUAGAUUCUCAUUCUCCCGUCCUGUUCGCUCGAAAUCAGUUGAUGGCCGCAUUCUCCUGUAACUGUAUACGCAAACACUCACUUUUGGCGCAACCCCAACACCACCCUGAGCAACACUUGGCCAGAUUUAAACAUCCGGGACAGCACCGAUCGAAAUGCGGACGGUUAAAACCUAGAACCUGUGGUCCAUAUUAUGUGGGUGCGGAGAAAUGUUGGUUGGAACGUUUGUNGCCAGCCAUGGACGGCCAACGACUGGAGGCUCGUGCUUUAGCUGUCUUUCAUUUUGUUGUGGAAGCCACACUCAAAUCAGACGCUGGACGUGUUCAGGUGAGCACUGUGAAUUUUGUAGGGAGUGAUGCUGAACUUGAGGAAACUCUAGUUUAUUGUCUGUUUCAUUUUAUAUGCACAACUGUUUGCACCGCGACUAAAGCCGUUAUUAUUUGA
This is a messenger RNA of Echinostoma caproni, 2469 nucleotides long. NCBI's taxonomy places the organism in Eukaryota, Metazoa, Platyhelminthes, Trematoda, Plagiorchiida, Echinostomatidae. The record is from the annotation of a GenBank genome assembly.